GUCCCGAGGUGGGUUGGGGUUGGAGGGAAGGACCUGCGGAGAUUCUCCGUCACCCCUUGGGAUCCGAGUGGAGGCAAUAGAAAGAAGGCUAGGGUGCAGGGCGCCGAUCUAGGGCGUGCCCACCCUGUCUGCCCGGCCAGCCCCAGGAGCAUCCCCAGUCCAGGCCCUGAGCGAUCGCGAAGGACGAGGAGCUGGUGGAGGAGGGACCUGGAGCCCCGAACUUGCCGGGGAAGUGGCGGGAGGGCGGGGCCGGGCCCUGGUCUAGGCGGGAGGAGGGGCGGCCGCAGCUGCAUCCAGCUCGGCUGGCUUCCUUCCCAGCCCUCUUUCCCUCCUCCUCCUCCUCCUCUUCCUCCUGUAUGAGUCAGGCAUUUCCCGGGGAAUCGGAGCAGCCACGCGCGGCCCGGGAGCCCGGAGCUGCAGCAGCGGCGUCUGCAGCUGAGGCGGCGGCGGUGGGGCUGCCACCGCGGCGGCCACCCGCGCUCCGGGCGCGCAGCGACCAUGGAGAGAACGACCCAGAGCGCAGACAGCGGCGGCGGCGGAGGCAGCAACAGCAGCAGCCGUAGCAGCAGCCGCGCCACCUCGGCCGGCUCCUCGCCCUCCUGCUCCCUGUCUGGCCGAGGGGUGGCCGGCCGAUCAACGGCCGCGGGACUGGGCGGCGGGGGCAGCCGCAGCAGUCCCGGCUCGGUGGCCGCUAGCCCGUCCGGAGGAGGCGGCCGCAGGAGGGAGCCGGCGCUCGAGGGCGUGCUCAGCAAAUACACCAACCUCCUCCAGGGUUGGCAAAACAGGUACUUUGUGCUGGAUUUUGAGGCUGGCCUGCUGCAGUAUUUUGUGAAUGAGCAGAGCAAACACCAGAAGCCCCGAGGAGUCCUGUCUUUGUCUGGAGCCAUCGUAUCCCUGAGUGACGAAGCUCCCCACAUGCUGGUCGUGUAUUCUGCCAACGGAGAGAUGUAUAAGCUGAGAGCUGCAGAUGCGAAGGAGAGACAGUUCUGGGUGACUCAGCUUCGAGCGUGUGCCAAAUACCACAUGGAGACCAGUUCCAAGACUACUCCAAGCUCCCGAAGCCGAAGUCUCACUUUGCUCCCCCAUGGAACGCCCAGUUCUGCGUCUCCCUGUAGCCAGAGACACCUCAGUGCGGGGGUCAUGCAUCACAAGUCGUCUGCAGCUGCCCGAAGAGCCAAGAGUCAGUACUCCGGCCAGCUUCACGAAGUCAGAGAGAUGAUGAACCAGGUGGAAGGUCAGCAGAAGAACCUCGUGCAUGCCAUCGAGUCCCUUCCAGGCUCCGGCCCCCUCACUGCCUUGGACCAGGACCUGCUUCUCCUGAAGGCUACCUCCGCUGCCACCCUCAGCUGCCUUGGGGAGUGCCUCACCCUGCUCCAGCAGAGUGUGCGCCAGGUGGGCCCACCCAGCCACAAGCCAGGGCCCUCCGAAACCAUCCUGGGAUGGCAUGGGCCCACGUCACAUUCCACAGACCAACUGAAAAAUGGGACCCUUGGCUCUUUGCCCUCGGCCAGUGCUAACAUAACAUGGGCAAUUCUACCAAACUCUUCGGAAGAGGAGCACGGCUCCCAGCCGGAACCAGAGCCAAACUCAGGCCCUGAACUGGUUCUGUCCGAAGAAGAACAAAGCGAUAAUGAAGAUAAGGAGGAGACAGAGCUGGGCGCCAUGGAGGACCAGCGCAGUGUGAUACUUCACCUCAUCUCCCAACUCAAGCUGGGCAUGGAUCUAACCAAGGUGGUGCUCCCCACGUUCAUUCUGGAGAAGCGGUCCUUGCUGGAGAUGUACGCAGACUUCAUGGCACACCCCGACUUGCUGCUGGCCAUCACUGCUGGGGCGACGCCGGAGGAGAGAGUCAUCAGCUUUGUGGAGUACUAUCUUACAGCCUUCCACGAGGGCCGCAAAGGCACCCUGGCCAAGAAGCCCUACAACCCCAUCAUCGGCGAGACCUUUCACUGUUCCUGGGAGGUCCCCAAGGACAGAGUCAAGUCGAAGAGGACUUCUCCCCAUUCUCCCGUUAGUUGCCAUGAGCAUCCGCUGGCUGACGACCCUGGUAAAAGCUAUAAGCUCAGGUUUGUGGCUGAGCAGGUGUCCCAUCAUCCGCCCGUCUCCUGCUUCUACUGUGAGUGCAAGGAGAAGAGACUAUGUGUCAACACUCACAUAUGGACCAAAAGCAAGUUCAUGGGCAUGUCCGUGGGGGUCUCCAUGAUAGGCGAAGGUGUGCUUCGGCUCCUGGACCAUGGGGAAGAAUAUGUCUUCACGCUGCCCAGUGCCUACGCCCGCUCUAUCCUCACUGUCCCAUGGGUGGAGCUUGGAGGGAAGGUCAACAUCAGUUGUGCCAAGACCGGGUACUCUGCCACCGUGACAUUCCACACAAAGCCCUUCUACGGCGGGAAGGUCCACAGGGUCACAGCCGAAGUGAAACACAACCCAACCAACACCAUCGUCUGCAAAGCGCAUGGGGAAUGGAAUGGCACCUUGGAGUUCACCUACAGCAACGGGGAGACCAAAGUCAUCGACACAACUGCCCUUCCUGUGUACCCGAAGAAGCUCAGACCUCUGGAGAAGCAGGGGCCCAUGGAGUCCAGGAACCUCUGGCAGGAAGUCACCCACUACCUGCGGCUUGGGGACAUGGACGCAGCCACAGAGCAGAAGCGGCGCUUGGAGGAGAAGCAGAGGGUGGAAGAGCGGAAACGGGAGACCCUUCGCACACCUUGGCGGCCCAAGUACUUCAUCCCAGAGGGUGAUGGCUGGGUGUACUUCAACCCCCUCUGGAAGACACACUGACGGGUGGAGGUGCAGCGCUGCCCUCAGUAGGCCUGAGUUUGUAGGAAUUAAAGUGGUACAGUAUCAAGGUUCUGUUGGCAUUUUUGCUGAGCCUCUUGUUAGCACCCAAGUCAGAGGGAGGGGUUCUAUACUGUGAAACAUACACCCCAAAUUCUGCCUGAGAGUUUAUUCGAAAGCCAGCUGAGGCCUGUGUGUGCGCGCACAGCACCCGCCAAGGCGAAACUGGGUAAUCUUGAGCUCCUUUUUAUUCAAGAGGUUUGAUGUUUUCUACUUUCCACUUUGCCAAGGUAGUUUUGCACUUAAGGUCUUUUCCACUAGCCCUACUCCUGUCACGUGCAGGUUGAAGUGGCACAGCCGGAUGAAGUCUCUGUCUGAAAGGGGCUCAUCCCUGGCAGAAGAGGAGUGGGCACCCUUUGCUGAUGAGUGUUAUGACUCAAGUUCACGCCCAGGAAAGAGCAAGUGGGCCUUCCUGUGGCUGCUGUGGGUGGCUCUGGAGCAAUCAGAGUCAGGCCCACCAGGUAGCUUUCGCCCAUCUUUCUGACACUUUUCAUGCCGAAGCAUGAGCCUCUGUGCUCUGCCCAGCAGAAGACAAAUCACACAGUCAUGACAAAGGGCUCUGGAAGUUCAAUACACGCAUGCGUACACUACAUGGACUGCCACUGCCUCAUAGCUAGUUGGGAAAAGAGAACAAAUAGUCUGUAUCUUUCUUUCUUAAUUUUGACCCAAACUGCAAGAAAGCCACUGUAACUAGGACACGCGAGUCCCCAUACAUAGUCCCAGCUGAGAAUCAGUCUCCAGCCUUUGCACAGGAGGUCAAACACAGAACCAAACAAAAUCGAGAAAAGCAAAGUCUGAUUGGACUUCUGUUGAGUGCUUAAUUUAUUUUUUACCUUGCCACUCCAAUGAUAUUUAUAAAAUCCAGUAGCAUGAAUGCUUCUCUGCAGUAAUACUAAUUUUGUGCCUUUUGUCUGCUUUCUUAAGACCAACUGUUGACACUUUGUAGAUAUUAGACAAAUAUAUUUCCAU
This is a messenger RNA of Microtus ochrogaster (prairie vole), 3807 nucleotides long. It is a transcript of the gene Osbpl10, whose product is annotated as oxysterol binding protein like 10. The record is from RefSeq and is a predicted model, not a curated record. Gene Ontology annotation, cellular component: membrane; cytosol. Gene Ontology annotation, molecular function: cholesterol binding. Lineage: Eukaryota; Metazoa; Chordata; Mammalia; Rodentia; Cricetidae.